GAUGUUAUUGAAGCUAUUGCAGAGUAUGCAUUCAAGACAUCUGAUUAUCCAGUUGUUCUUUCUUUUGAAAAUCACUGCAGGUAAAGUAACAAGGUGUCUGUUUUUAAAGAGUUGAGUAUAACAGUCAAAGCUGUUGCUGUUGUCGUCGCUUCGCUGUUCUAGAAGAUUCAUUUGAUACUCAGUGUCUCAGUAUUUUCUAACAAUUCAAGUUUAUUCACCAUUCAUGUGUUGAAAUCGGGCUCACAUCUUUUCACUUCUACAUUACGAGCAUUAACAGCAUGAUUCGUUGAAAAAGGAAAAAGGCCAAGUAUCCUGAUGAGAAAUUCACUAAAGGAUGAAAAAACUGUUUAAAAAAACUACUUACACUAGCACGAAUUGUCUGCGGGUCUUCGGUUUCUAUAUCUCAAUUCUUCUCUUCAUGUCAACUGCUAGCUCAAAACUGAAUUUUAAACAUUGCACUUGAAUGCAAAAGUACCCUUCAGGGAAUUUAGGGGACGUGUUGCUAUCGGCAACAGAGUUAAUUUAUAACAGUUGCAAAAAAUCUCCCAAAGUACUAAAAUUUGUUGAUCUCUUGCUGAAAUUUUCCACUGGAAUAACCUGGAAUAAAGUUUCAACUGUGUUUUCCAUAAACGUUUUGAGAAUGUAAACAACCCCUUUCUGUCUGGUUUUGUUCUGAUCUAUAUAAUUAGGUGAUCCAAUAAAGGUUGCUUUGGCUAUUUGGAAUUGCCCAGUGAGAGGCUCACUCAAGCACAUCAUUGCAGCAAGUUCCAUACAUAUAUGCCCUAUGUAUGCCCAAAUGCACAACGCCCAAUUGCCCAUGACCAAUUACCAAUGCAACCUUUAUGGAAUUAGGUAUAUAUUUGGUUCAAUUUUGUUCAAUUCAAUUCAAUUUCAGAUUAUCACGCUUUCCCAUAACAAAAGGCAAUGGAAAAUAAAAUUAAACCAGGGAUAAAAUUUAUCAUAGUGUACAUAACAGGUUUCAUUAAGUGCUUUUAAUUGGAAGUUGAGUGUAGUAUAUUGGAUAGGUGAUGGCUUAUGAGACCUGUUUAUUUAGCUUUGACUGUUUCCUUCUAUCAUCCUUCUAUUUUCUUCUGUUUUUCAGUCCUAAGCAGCAGGCUAAGAUGGCAGCUUACUGUGUCAAUAUUUUUGGUGACAUGCUCCUUGAUAAACCUUUGGAUGAUUAUCCU
This is a messenger RNA of Porites evermanni, 1187 nucleotides long. The record is from the annotation of a GenBank genome assembly. Lineage: Eukaryota; Metazoa; Cnidaria; Anthozoa; Scleractinia; Poritidae.